AUGGCAGACACCCGGCACCUCGUUUCAGUGCGUGCGGCGGCCCUGGUGCAGAUCCAGCAGCUCCAGAAGUUUGCCUUCUCUGUGGACUGGUCAGACAGCAGCCACACCUAUGUGUGCAGGAGCUGGGACGAAUUCAGGCGGCUCCAAAAGACCCUCAAGGAGACCUUCCCGGUGGAGGCGGGCCUGCUGCGGAGAUCUGACCGCGUCCUCCCAAAGCUUCCUGAUGCACCGCUGUUGGUGCGUGGGGGCCGAACGGGCCGUGGCCUGGCGCGCCUGCGGCUGCUGGAGACCUAUUCACAGAUGCUCCUGGCGACUACAGAGAGGGUGGCACGGAGCCCUGUGCUGACGGACUUCUUCGCACCGCAACCUCUGGACCUGGAGCCCACACUGCCGCCGGGCAGCCUGGUGAUCCUGCCCACCCCGGAGCAGCCCCUCUCCCGCCCCGCUGGCAGCCUUGCCAUUCACAGCCUGGAGGCUCAGAGCCUGCGCUGCCUGCAGCCCUUCCACACCCAGGACAUGCAGGACCGGCUUUUCAAUGCGCGGGCUCAGGAAAGCCUGGACGUACUGCUGCGACACCCUUCAGGCUGGUGGCUGGUGAAGAAUGCAGACCAGCAGAUGGCCUGGUUUCCAGCUCCCUACCUGGAGGAGGUGGCCCCGGACCAGGGCCGGGAGAGAGGCCCGUCCCUGGGAAGCAGCGGUCCUCAGUUCUGUGCUUCCCGUGCCUACGAGGGAAAUCGCGCAGACGAGCUGUCUGUGCCAGCAGGGGCACGCGUGCACGUGCUGGAAAAAUCAGACCGCGGCUGGUGGCUGUGCAGGUAUGGCGGCGGGACCGGCCUCCUUCCCGCAGUGCUGCUGCGGCCUGAAGGGUUGGGCGCACUCUUGCCUGAGUUUCAAGGCUGGGAGGACAGGGGCAGUGGAGGCCGUGGCUACCCUGAAAACCACCAGGCCACGACUCUUCCCCCUACCGUGCCUGCCCGACCACCGUUGAGUGCCAUCCAGAGCCGCUGCUGCACCAUCACCCGCAGGGCACUGGGGUGGCAGGGACCCCCUUGA
Carlito syrichta (Philippine tarsier) is the source of this 1053-nucleotide messenger RNA. RefSeq names its product NADPH oxidase organizer 1 (gene NOXO1). The transcript has 8 exons. Gene Ontology annotation, molecular function: protein binding; phosphatidylinositol binding; superoxide-generating NADPH oxidase activator activity. Gene Ontology annotation, biological process: superoxide anion generation. Bases 1 to 1053 code for a protein of 350 amino acids. Lineage: Eukaryota; Metazoa; Chordata; Mammalia; Primates; Tarsiidae. The record is from RefSeq and is a predicted model, not a curated record.